AUGGCGGAAAAGCGCAAGCUUCCACCGCGCGCCGGGCGCGAAUCCGCAGCCAAGCGACGAGUUUCCGAAGCCGCGACAGCAACACCCAGAUCAGGAACACCCAAGUCGCAAAAGAAGAAGACGCCCACUCCUCGUGUUCCAUCGCAGCCUCCUGAGCCUGUAGAGACGCCGCUCCCGACGAAGCUGAAGGAUAAUGAAGCCUUGCCGGUGACACGCGCGCAUCAACCAAGCACUCUGUCGGACAAAGAAUAUCAGUCGAUCGCAGACAGUUCGGUCCUCCUUGCAUCCUUGGAACGUUCCAAGAAGAAAUGGCUUAGCGAAGGAAUCCUGGUGCGAUACUACACGAAGCCGAAAAAGACACGACGCGAGCAAAUCGAAAAGAACAACCCCUCGAAGGAUUCCAUGUUAAAGGUUGGACCAUGCGACAUUACGAUUGGACCCCAUCGCUUCGAUGCUAUGAUCUUCACUGUCAAGGAUCCCACGGCUCCGCAGCAGAUUCAGUAUGCACCUCCACAACGACCAAUGGUCCAUUAUGGCCACCCAAACUCCUUCCAACAAUACCAGCCUUAUCAAUCAAAUCAACAACGACGACCUCCUUACCCUCCCACUCCGACCGGCCGACCCGCACAAGGAUACCCAGGAAACCAACAGCCUCUUCAUCAGCAUCGUGGUCCCCAGCAGACUCCACCUCAGAAUGCGCAGCGGCCUCAGGCGCAAAAUGGCCAACCCGGUCAGCCUGCAAAGCCAAGUCCAGAUCCCGUCAUUCAGAUGCUCGCGACCAGGGCGGCGGCCGAUCCUGAACUCAAGGCGUUAAUGCGAGUUGUUGCAUCUAGCCAGGCCACACAGGAACAGUUGCGCGCUUUCCAGGCUCAUAUCGAUGAACUCAAUGCGAUCAUCAAGGCGAGAGAGCAAAGAGAGCAGCAGCAGCAGCAGCAAAAUUCAGCGGGUACACCAGCCCAGUCGCAGGCGACGACGCAACCAUCAUCUCCCGCAUCACAAAACAAGCCUACCCCGGCUCCGCCUAGCUCGCAACAGAAGCCAGUCCAAGAGCAAGCACCCAAGCCGCAAACAGCUAGUCAGGCGCAGACACCAUCGCAGGGGCCUCAGCAACCACCGGCGUCGGAAUCCAAGCCUGCAACACCAGCACCCACCACCGCCACGCCCAAGUCUGUGGCUGAGGGAACACCGCAGAGCGGUACUCAAUCCCAAAGCCAGACCUCUCAGACAGGCGUGCCUAGUGCUGCCCCUCAAGGCGGGUCCGGGGCACCACCGGCAAUCAAGCAAGAGCCAGCUGCGACCGGCUCAAACAAUCCACAGGCUACUCCAGCGAACUCGACCAAUCCAACAGCAUCCACUCCAGCCGUUGUUAAUCCUGCGCCGCCUUCCAACACUGCAGCAGUUACAACGCCGCAGCAGCCAAGCCCGGCUGUCCCAUCUCCUCGACCCGCUUUAACCCAACCGCAACCACCACGACCUGGUACAUCAUUGCCACCAUGGCAGCAGACACCAUACGGAGGGGGCCAGACUCCAAUCCAAUCAAGGCCACCUCCGUACGGCUCGCCGACACCUUACUACCGCCCUCCCGCUCCAGUACCUCAGCCUCCGACUCGCAUUGGAUAUAAGGCGGUUGUUUUCGAGUUUACUUCACCGUUGACUCCUUACGGGAGUAGUACUUCCGGCCAUGCCGGAUCAGGCGAUCGAUAUCUUUUCCCUGAGUACUCAAUCCUCGAAUGGCGUCCAGACGACAACAGUAUCGUUGCCUCUUUCCUUGUUACCCGAAAAGUCGAUCCCAAUACACCUUUUCCCCUCGAAACCGCAACAGAUGCCCCGGCAGCUAAGGGCAAAGGAAAGGGAGCAUCAAAAUCCAAGAAGAAAAAAGCCGACAAGGAUAAUGAAGCACCUGCUACUCCAGGUGCGGGUCAGACUGCCACGGCCGAUACUCCUCUGAAGCAAGAGCCCUCCGAUAAACCCGACAGCAAGCCCGACGGCGAUACUCCUGCCACUCCCAGUCAAGCUACCACCAAAGAAGCGAACUUGAAAGAGUAUUGGCAACCCGUGACUUUCCGCAUCCACGCUGCCAGUCCCAAGAUUCUUGAGCCCCUGAUCCGCGUGGUCAAGCCACCCGAGGAAGUCCGGAAGUACAUGAACGACAUCAUGGACCGGGCUGAGCGUGCUCCGGAUGGAUUUCCGGCCAUUCGCUUGCCUCGCGAAGAGGCGCGUGAGGCGUCCGAGUCCGAAGGUACACCCGCCUCUGGGACCAAUCGAGCCACGUCUCGGAAUCGCAUCUCUCGUGGCAAUGUCAAGAUUGCAGAUGAAGAAUCAGAAGUUGAGAAUGUUGCUCAGGAACCUGUGGAGGAAGAGGAGUUGGUGGACUUCUAUGGUGCACCUGCUUGGCUACCCCCCGGCUCGGCCUUAGAGCUGAAGCCAAAGCCUUUUUACAGUAUGCACUAG
Molecule: messenger RNA, 2451 nt
Organism: Penicillium argentinense
Lineage: Eukaryota; Fungi; Ascomycota; Eurotiomycetes; Eurotiales; Aspergillaceae
Exons: 2
Coding region: 1-2451 (816 amino acids)
Biological process (GO): chromatin remodeling
Cellular component (GO): Swr1 complex
Molecular function (GO): ATP-dependent H2AZ histone chaperone activity
Source: RefSeq, a predicted model, not a curated record